This is a messenger RNA of Musca domestica (house fly), 836 nucleotides long. Its product is annotated as mpv17-like protein. Gene Ontology annotation, cellular component: cytoplasm; membrane. The record is from RefSeq and is a predicted model, not a curated record. The coding region runs from base 97 to 663 and encodes 188 amino acids. The transcript has a single exon. NCBI's taxonomy places the organism in Eukaryota, Metazoa, Arthropoda, Insecta, Diptera, Muscidae.
UUAUAUUUUUGGGGGAACAUAACCAAAAAUCUUAUUUAACAACAAAUUAAAUUAAUUUAGUGUUUCAGUUUGUAAAAGUAUCUACAGUUUUGUAAAAUGGCUUCCAAUAUACGCUUCCUACGCCCCUAUGUUUCUGAGGGUUUGCGAGCAGCAGGAAUCAUGGGUGCCGGUGAUAUAUUGGCGCAAACCGUUGUGGAGAAGAAAUCCUUCAAAGACAUUGAUCUCAUACGCACAGCAAAGUAUGGUUCCCUGGGUAUGCUUUUUGUUGGUCCCGUUCUAAAAUAUUGGUUUGGUCUAUUAGAUCGCCAAAUAAGAGGCAAACAAGGUGUACAGCGGGCUUUAAAGAAAAUGGCUGUGGACCAGGCGAUAAUGGCACCAUCGCUGAAUUUAGCCAUUGCCAGCUUGGUGGGAUUAAUCAACAAUGAAAAACCUGGAGACAUAGCUGAACGUCUUAAAACCCAAUAUCCGGAUAUAAUGAAGACAAAUUAUAUUAUUUGGCCAGCGGUCCAGAUUCUUAAUUUUGGUUUGGUGCCUCUAAGAUAUCAAGUGGUGUUUGUGCAGACGAUAGCCGUAUUUUGGAAUUGCUUUGUAUCCCAAAGGUUAAAUGAAAAACUGGCCGAUAAAACACCCCAGCUAAUGGACGAACAGGAGAAGUCUUUAUGAUCAAAUUAUCAUAGCGGAAUAUCGUUAAAAGUUUUAUAGUUUUUAUAAUCUUAUUUUAAAUUAUUUUUAAUUAUAAGUUAAAAAAUGACCAAUAACAUAAAUAUGUGAUGUAAAACAUACUUCCAAUAUAACGAACACAUUUUCUGUAAUUGAAAAGUUCUUGCCGGAAAUAA